Messenger RNA from Brugia malayi, 1026 nucleotides. RefSeq lists its product as uncharacterized. The transcript has 5 exons. Lineage: Eukaryota; Metazoa; Nematoda; Chromadorea; Rhabditida; Onchocercidae. The record is from RefSeq and is a predicted model, not a curated record. Bases 1 to 1026 code for a protein of 341 amino acids.
AUGUGGUACGGCAGAUUGCAAGAAGGAGUCCCGCAAUUACAACAGCGACUCGCGUUGGAUGCUGUAUGGGUUGUACCAGGAGAUAUUCGCAAACAGUAUUUGAAGCAUGAAUUGCGUGCUGAUAGAUUAGAAGCUGAAGUAUAUUUAAAGUGGUCAGCAAAUAUUGGUAUUAAAAAUCGAGUAAAAAUUGUGCUUGAAAAUGGAUAUUCAUGUAAUGCACCUGCAUGUUUACUUACUGCAUUCUCGAAUAUCUUUCGCAAACAUAUUUCAGCACAAGCAACACAGGAAACACUUUCAUCGGGUAAAGAAAUCACAGUUCAUUUAAAUGGUAUGCCAAAUAUUACGAAUGCCGGUCUCUAUAAUGUGGUAGCUUUCAUUCAAAGUGGACAAAUCAAAUUUUUAGAAAGUGAAUUGGAGAAUGUUCUAAUAGCAGCUAAUGAUCUUCAAGAUGGUUUGACGUCACCACAAAAUCACAAUCAACCAUUAUCAUCGUCCAUCUAUACGGUGUCUGGUGCAGAAAAUGCAGUUACACCAACUCCAUUAAGAGGAACAUUAGGAUUAGCGCCAUCACCUCUUGGAUCAUAUAUCAUUCCACCUUUUGAUUCGGUAUCAUCUGCAACAACCAGAAGUAUUAGUAAUGAAACAUCCGUAUCAGUUAACAAAAAUUGGCGUCCAGCUCAACAGCUUCCAAUAGGAUCUGCACAUAAUGAUCCGGUACUCAUCUACUCAAAUGUUCCUAUUGCUACUGCUGCUGCUAGCGAUGGUACUGCUGGUGCUAUCGGUGGUGGUGCUAUUGGCGGUGGUGCUACUGGUAGCGGUAGGGGUGAACAGGAAGGAUCAGGCGCUAUCAAAAGCUCUCCAACACUAGAAUCAGCUGAAAUUCGAACAAGUAGCAGUCAAGAAUCGGAAUCAAGUUCGAAACGACGACCUAAAUUUGAGCAAAUCCCAUUACGAACUGAACCACCAGAAAGUCGCAAAGAAUUACGUAAGAAACGACAGGCACGUGAAAAAACUGACACGAAGUGA